Messenger RNA from Salvia splendens (bonfire salvia), 1616 nucleotides. RefSeq names its product protein PAM71-homolog, chloroplastic. Gene Ontology annotation, biological process: manganese ion transmembrane transport; calcium ion transmembrane transport; Golgi calcium ion transport. The transcript is spliced from 11 exons. Lineage: Eukaryota; Viridiplantae; Streptophyta; Magnoliopsida; Lamiales; Lamiaceae. The coding region runs from base 183 to 1391 and encodes 402 amino acids. The record is from RefSeq and is a predicted model, not a curated record. Gene Ontology annotation, cellular component: chloroplast; Golgi apparatus. Gene Ontology annotation, molecular function: manganese ion transmembrane transporter activity; calcium ion transmembrane transporter activity.
CCAAAAACUCCAAAAAUGCUUUUCAACACCACACGCCCAGUAGGAUGCAGCCACACAACUCAACUCAAUCUUAUUCCCUUGCGUCUCCCUGUCUCUCUUCUCUCUACGCUCCCAGAGAAUUCGACUAAAAUGGGACACUUCUAACUGAAACCUAAUUAUUUGCAAUUGAUAAGAACAACAAAAUGCAAGUUUUGGCAUUUCAGACUCCCCAAAUUUUAUCAUCAUCCACCUACAAAAAUGCUCGCCCGCUUUCUGGGUCGAUUACUACACUGCCAUUUUCUCCCUUGGUGCCCAGAAAAAUCACCAAAUCAUCUCCUUCUUCUUGGGUCAGGUCUUUUUUGGCAGUGACUGAAGUUAACAACACUAGAUUGUUGGAGAUGCAGACCGUGAAAUUUGAAGCUUUCACAGCUUCUCAGAAUUAUCAUUUGGGUGUGGAUUCGAGGUUUUAUAGAAGAGUGCAAUGCAGAGAGGCACAAAAAGAUGCUGGUGGGAGCAGAUUAAUUAGAUCACAUGCUUUAAAUGUUGGAGCUGGAUCUGGUAGCUAUGACGAGAGGCAGGGAAACGACAGCCAGAGCUCCCUCGCCAAACAACAUACUGAAACUUCCUCAAAUAUUGAGAAAUCUCCUGAUCGAAUUCCUUAUCUUUUUCCUAUUGCUGUUGUGCUGUGUUCAUGCACUUUAGCGUUCUUACUUAUUCUUUUCAAGAAAGGGCCUACAUCAAUCUUACCAGCACUAGCAAAGUCGGGCUUCACCGCAGCAUUCUCGUUGAUAUUUGUUUCUGAGAUUGGAGACAAGACUUUCUUCAUUGCUGCUCUCUUGGCCAUGCAAUACGACAAACUGCUGGUCCUUCUCGGAUCAGUGGGUGCACUAUCGCUUAUGACUGUCCUAUCCGUCGUAAUUGGCCGGAUAUUUCACUCAGUGCCUGCUCAAUUUCAGACAACUUUGCCGAUUGGAGAGUAUGCUGCUGUAACCCUUUUGGUGUUCUUUGGUCUUAAAGCAAUUAAAGAUGCAUGGGACCUUCCUUCUGCAGAAGCUAAAACCGGGGAGUCGAGUAAUCAGGAAUCUGAUGAAUUUACUGAAGCUGAAGAGCUUGUGAAGGAAAAGGCCUCAAAACGAUUAUCAAAUCCCCUUGAAGUUAUCUGGAAAUCAUUCAGCCUCGUGUUUUUUGCUGAAUGGGGAGACCGCUCAAUGCUGGCAACAAUAGCCCUCGGUGCAGCUCAGUCUCCGUGGGGAGUCGCCAGUGGAGCCAUCGUAGGACACCUGAUAGCGACAUCUCUUGCAAUACUUGGAGGCGCGUUGCUUGCGAAAUACAUUUCUGAGAAGCUGGUGGGAUACGUUGGUGGAGUUCUAUUCAUUGUUUUUGGGAUCGCCACAUUUUUCGGAGCCUUUUAGCUGACUGUUAGAAUUGAAGCGAACGAGAAGGAAUAUCUGACGUGCAGGGCGACCUGGGGACUAAAUAUUAAGGUUAGGAUGACUGGAAUUGUGAAGCUGUAAAUGUGGCGUUUUUUCAUUAAUAAACUGCAAUUCAUUAUCUAUCAUGCAUAAUUGGGCAAUUUCGUUGAGAUGUAUGGCUGAACUUUCAUUUUUUGAAAUAGUAGUGAUGGUGUUCUGUGAUCA